Esox lucius (northern pike) is the source of this 2185-nucleotide messenger RNA. It is a transcript of the gene syt5a, whose product is annotated as synaptotagmin Va. Bases 285 to 1520 code for a protein of 411 amino acids. Gene Ontology annotation, biological process: calcium ion-regulated exocytosis of neurotransmitter; synaptic vesicle endocytosis; regulation of calcium ion-dependent exocytosis. The transcript has 10 exons. Gene Ontology annotation, molecular function: clathrin binding; syntaxin binding; calcium ion binding. Gene Ontology annotation, cellular component: dense core granule; synaptic vesicle membrane; axon. NCBI's taxonomy places the organism in Eukaryota, Metazoa, Chordata, Actinopteri, Esociformes, Esocidae. The record is from RefSeq and is a predicted model, not a curated record.
ACCAAACAGAUGGGGCUAUGAAGAUUAAUUUGGGGGAAGUCAGGUUUGUUGUGUUUCACAUGAGCAAGGGCAAGCGAGAGAGAGAGAGCGCAAUGGCUGUUAAGUUGGCCGGUAAGUAGUUGGCACAGGGAUAUUAACGGAGAUUACCAGUGGGGGAACCGGGCGGAGAGGGGCGGUGUGCAGCACAAUAGUUCUCUGCAACACGGAGGUGUCCAGAAUUGUAUUUUUUUUUACAAAACGAAGACGCUUGGGUUAAUUUGGGGAUUUCUGUCGGCUAAGCUGCGAUGCGAUUGGCCAGUGUGCAGACGCGGGCCCGUCGGGCUGCUGAGGAAAGAGAAGAGCCUCCACCGGGUCCCGCCCCUCCCUCCACACACCACUCUGAACACCAGUUCAAAAACAUGAAGAGCAAGUUCUUCAAUGAACUCACCCACUUGCCAAACCACAAACUUAAAAUGCCCAUGUGGGCAAUAGGAGCCAUAGUGGUGGUGGUGUUGGCUCUGGUGGCCUGUCUGGGCUUCUGUAUCUGGAAAAAGUGCAUAAACAAAGGCAAGAAGCCCAAGAAAGUACGCGAGAGGAAAGGAGGUCGAGGCAGGAGAAAGAAGGAGGGAGAGGGCGAAGGAGAGGAGGGCAAGGAGGGAGAGGCUAAGGAAGGAGAGGAGGAGGAGAAGGAAAAUUUUGGAAAGCUGGAGUUUACCCUGGACUACAAUUUCACCGAAAACCAGCUGAUUGUGGGUAUCCUACAGGCUGAAAACCUGCCAGCCAUGGACAUGGGCGGCACAUCUGACCCCUACGUUAAAGUCUACAUGCUGCCAGACAAGAAGAAGAAAUUUGAAACCAAAGUCCAGCGCAAGAACCUCUGCCCUGUCUUCAACGAGACUUUCAUCUUCAAAAUCCCAUAUCAGGAGCUGGGCGGACAGACUCUGGUACUUCAGGUCUUUGACUUUGAUCGUUUCGGUAAGCACGAUGUGAUUGGACAGAUCUCCAUCCCAAUGAACAGUGUAGACCUGGCUCAGCCGCUCCAUGAAUGGAGGGAUCUGAUUGGAGGAGAGAAAGAGGAGCAAGAGAAGCUUGGGGACAUUUGUAUCUCUCUGCGCUACGUCCCCACAGCCGGUAAACUGACCAUCAACAUCAUGGAGGCCAAGCACCUGAAGGCAAUGGACUGUGGAGGCUUGUCAGACCCCUUUGUCAAAGUGGUGUUACAGUACCAAGGCAAGCGGCUGAAAAAGAAGAAGACGACAGUUAAACAGAACACUCUGAAUCCCUACUUCAACGAAAGCUUCAGCUUUGAGAUACCUUUCGGUCAGAUACAAAAAGUCCAAGUGCUGGUCACUGUGUACGACUAUGACAAACUGGGCAGCAACGACGCCAUCGGGAAGGUUUGGAUCGGCUAUGGUGCCUCAGGGGUGGGCCUCCGCCAUUGGUCAGACAUGCUGGCCAAUCCCAGACGCCCUGUGGCCCAGUGGCAUGCCUUACUACCUGAAGAGGAGGUGGAUGAGGCCCUGAAAAAACCCAUCCGUUAAACGCACACCCACACCUCAACACUAAACAACGGUAGUUAAUACAACCCACCUGUACCUCUGUGUGGCUGGGUUUACAUUCCCAUUGUAUGUUUUGUGGACUCUCUUUUAUUAUUCCCUAUUGAAAAGAACGUAAGGAAUUUGACCUUUAUUUCUUAUUACAAUUGUACUGUAUGUUUUUACCAUUGUGGCCACUUGGACCAUUAUGAUGUCAAUUUCUGAGGAUGGCUGAAUGUUUUGUGUUUUUUUGUGUGCGAGUAUUGUGUGUGUGUGUGUGUGUGUGUUAAUCCAUAGUAACUGAAAGCUUUCUCUGGUUUGCCUAUUGAACAGGUAGUUAAUAGCUAAAUAAACUAUUCCUAACACCUGAUGGAUUGUCAUGUGGGUGUACAAGUUAUUACAGUCUAGUUCUGGACACAUUUGGGAUGCUUUUCCUUCUGAUACUGUCACGUCCUGGCACGGCAGGUUAGUCGCCCUCUCUCCCUCAUUUGGAGCACGGACACCUGUUUUUCAUUAUUGGUCUCAUCUGUGUUCCUGAUCCCGGUCAUUAUUUUUAAUCUUGUCUUUGUUUGGGUUUCACUCCUGUGUAACUUUAGUCUGUUUUGUCUUUGUGAUCUAGUUCAUGUUAUGUUUGGUUCUAGUUCUUUUAUUAAAUGUCCUCCGUUCUCCCA